AUGGAGUCAUCUUCAAGCACUUGUCAUGGAUUGAUGUGCCAUUGUGGAAGGAGGGCUAUACUCUCCAGAUCUGGAACUAAGACGAACCCUGGUCGCUUGUUUUGGGGAUGCGCUAAUUGGAAAGUGAGAAAUUGUGGAUUCUUCAAAUGGGUGUCUGAUGAAGAUGAGUUUGAAGGUUCAAAGGCAAGGCUUGUUCAGACAAGGCAAGUUUCAAGUGCCGUGUCAAUUGGAGAAGUUCGGGAAAAGAGAAAGAUUGAAAUUGAUAUUAUGGAAUUGUUGAAACUUGUUGUAUUUGUUCUUUUAUUCGCUGUUAUCAAAGUUUACUAUCAGCAAGAUUCAGUAGUCAGAAUUUAG
Molecule: messenger RNA, 354 nt
Organism: Asparagus officinalis (garden asparagus)
Lineage: Eukaryota; Viridiplantae; Streptophyta; Magnoliopsida; Asparagales; Asparagaceae
Exons: 2
Coding region: 1-354 (117 amino acids)
Molecular function (GO): zinc ion binding
Source: RefSeq, a predicted model, not a curated record